Plutella xylostella (diamondback moth) is the source of this 1460-nucleotide messenger RNA. Its product is annotated as glutaminyl-peptide cyclotransferase. Lineage: Eukaryota; Metazoa; Arthropoda; Insecta; Lepidoptera; Plutellidae. The record is from RefSeq and is a predicted model, not a curated record. Gene Ontology annotation, molecular function: glutaminyl-peptide cyclotransferase activity; zinc ion binding.
CUUUGAUGUUUGUCAGACGUCAGUUUUCCGAGGCGAGGACGUGAUUUCCCACAGGUCCACUCUCCACACACGUAUUUAUUUAUGUGGUUUCAAAUAUUAAGUUGAAUAGAAGUCACUCGUCUGCUCAGACGUGUUCUCGAGCAAAUGCUCCGCGCAGUGAAAAUGACACGGACAUUUUCGUAUUUUACCGUUGCCACGUUAUGUCUCUCCUAUGUGAACAGUGAUAGUGUAAAGUUCUACGAACAAAAGCACCAUCAUGAACACAAACAGUUCUCGGAACAAGACGUGCGGGCGCUGGCCGCACUCUCCGACCAGACUCACUUCAGAUCCGUGCUGGAUGAAAUACUCAUCCCGAGGGUGGUCGGGACCCCCAACCAUGAGAAGGUUGGGAACUACAUAGUAGGACAGAUGCGAGGCCUCGGCUGGGACGUCAAAGAAGAUACUUUCGUUGAUAAUACCCCUGUGUUUGGAAAACUUACCUUUAGGAACAUUAUUGCAACAUUGAACCCAAAUGCGGAUAGAUAUUUGACACUAGCCUGCCACUAUGAUAGUAAAUAUACAAGGGAGCAUGUGUUUGUUGGCGCGACGGACUCAGCGGUCCCGUGCGCGAUGAUGAUGAACCUGGCCCAGGUGAUGUCCCGUCAGCUGGAGCCACUCAAGCGCGCGUCGCUCAGCCUCAUGUUCAUAUUCUUCGACGGGGAGGAGGCGUUCCGGCAGUGGGGGCCCACCGACUCCAUAUACGGGGCUAGACAUCUCGCCAAGAAGUGGCAGAAUACGCCCUACAGGGACGGCACUACGCAGCUGCAUAGGAUUGACGUGCUGGUGCUGUUAGACCUGCUGGGCACGCCCGACCCCGUGUUCUACAGCUACUUCCAGGCCACAGAGAAGUGGUACCUCCGCCUGGCCACAGCUGAACAAACGCUGGCGCGGCUGGGGCUGCUCGGCGGCUACUCGCGCGGGAAGGACGAACAGACCUACUACCGGCUGCGCAGUUCCGGGUCCUUCAUAGAGGACGACCACAUACCGUUCCUGAGGAGAAACGUGAACAUCCUGCACAUAAUCCCAUCUCCAUUCCCCGCGGUGUGGCACCGCGCCGACGACGACCUGGCCGCGCUCGACUUCAACACCAUCGACAACCUCAACAAGAUCCUGCGCGUGUUUGUAGCUGAGUACCUGCAUGUGCAGCCCUAGCGGACCUCCUUGCUAGCGCUACUGGCCAGGAGGUUGAGACCAAAGAGGUUACACUCCUUGGUGUUAGAUAGAAGUAUGCAACCUUAGCGAUGAGACUCCUUGCAAAGAAACGAAUGCAACCUUAGCGGUAGGGUAGGUUAUUGUUACUAGUUAGAUACAAAAACAACUUUAGCGAUGAUACUCCAAGUUAAUAGACAAAAGUAUGCAACCUUAACGGUAGGACGUAGGACUCUUUGUUACUGGCCUAGUAUACAACCGUAGAGGGAAAA